Molecule: messenger RNA, 4043 nt
Organism: Neomonachus schauinslandi (Hawaiian monk seal)
Lineage: Eukaryota; Metazoa; Chordata; Mammalia; Carnivora; Phocidae
Gene: SEPHS1
Product: selenophosphate synthetase 1
Exons: 9
Coding region: 769-1947 (392 amino acids)
Biological process (GO): L-selenocysteine biosynthetic process
Cellular component (GO): cytoplasm
Molecular function (GO): selenide, water dikinase activity; ATP binding
Source: RefSeq, a predicted model, not a curated record
ACCAUAAAUGCCAGUGAUUUAGUACAGUUUAAUUUCUCAUUUUAGUUCUGCAAUGAAACCGUAAUGAGCAGGGGCAAGCAUAUUUAUUUUGUCGGUGUGUGUGUACUGGUUUGUUGGGCGGGAUGUUUGCUUUCUAGGAAAGAGCACUGCAUUAAAACAUUAGAGAACUUUGCACUGCUCUCUUGGAGAAAAUUAAUCUUGCUGUGUUAAACAGCCAUUCCACUUUUCGAGUUGUGUUCUUUAGUGAGGCUUCCUUAGUUUUGGGUCAUGUUGUUCUUUUGGCCCAGAGUGAAAACAGGCUUUUCUAAAAUUGAAUUGAGCAUCAUGAAGAAUUUCAUCAAGUGCAUUUCCAUCAGCAUCCUUUUCCUGCAGAGUGUCUGUCUAAUGGGCAUUUUAUUUUUCUAUGUGAGAUAGCAGAAGAUAUUAAAAGGCUUUCCAGAGAAGUCCCUUUAGCCAGGCCUUCUAAUCUCUAAACCGUAGUGCUUCUAGGUUGACAGAUGAAGUGACUAGAAGUUUUCUCAUAAUGCUGGCCGCCAGAAGAACCUUUGGGACCUACUGCUCAAGAUGGCCUUGUGUCAUGUGUCAGCUGGCCCAUAGUGCCUUCUUCAGGGGAGGUGUCCUGGCUGCCCCUCAGAGCCACAGUUACGGCAACACAGACGUCAGGUCUUCUUCAGUAGAAGAUGUCUGUGAUGGUGGAUCUGUAAAGAAACCAACUGCUAGGAGAGGGAGGGGAGGAGCCCAGCUGUGAGGUGUGUGCGCCCCAGAACCAUGUCUACGCGGGAGUCCUUUAACCCGGAAAGUUAUGAGUUGGACAAGAGCUUCCGGCUAACCAGAUUCACUGAACUGAAGGGCACUGGCUGCAAAGUGCCCCAAGAUGUCCUGCAGAAAUUGCUGGAAUCCUUACAAGAGAACCACUUCCAAGAAGAUGAGCAAUUUCUGGGAGCAGUUAUGCCAAGGCUUGGCAUUGGAAUGGAUACUUGCGUCAUUCCUUUGAGGCAUGGCGGUCUCUCUCUGGUUCAAACCACAGAUUACAUCUAUCCUAUCGUCGAUGACCCUUACAUGAUGGGCAGGAUAGCAUGUGCCAACGUCCUCAGUGACCUCUAUGCCAUGGGGGUCACGGAAUGCGACAAUAUGCUGAUGCUCCUCGGAAUCAGUAAUAAAAUGACCGACAGGGAAAGGGACAAAGUGAUGCCCCUAAUUAUACAGGGUUUUAAGGACGCAGCAGAGGAGGCAGGGACGUCUGUGACUGGUGGCCAGACGGUGUUAAACCCCUGGAUUGUUCUGGGAGGAGUGGCCACGACUGUCUGCCAGCCCAAUGAAUUCAUCAUGCCGGAUAACGCGGUGCCGGGGGACGUGCUUGUGCUGACGAAGCCCCUGGGGACACAGGUGGCCGUGGCCGUGCACCAGUGGCUGGACAUUCCUGAAAAAUGGAAUAAGAUCAAACUAGUGGUCACCCAAGAAGACGUUGAGUUGGCGUACCAGGAGGCAAUGAUGAACAUGGCAAGGCUGAACAGAACAGCUGCGGGGCUCAUGCACACGUUCAAUGCCCACGCCGCCACUGACAUCACGGGCUUUGGAAUUUUGGGUCACGCGCAGAACCUGGCCAAGCAGCAGAGGAACGAGGUGUCCUUCGUGAUUCACAACCUUCCUGUCCUGGCCAAGAUGGCUGCCGUGAGCAAGGCCUGUGGAAACAUGUUUGGCCUCAUGCACGGGACCUGCCCGGAGACAUCAGGAGGCCUCCUAAUCUGUUUACCGCGAGAGCAAGCCGCCCGGUUCUGUGCAGAGAUCAAGUCUCCCAAAUACGGGGAAGGCCACCAAGCAUGGAUUAUUGGGAUCGUGGAGAAGGGCAAUCGCACAGCCAGAAUCAUAGACAAGCCCCGGAUCAUCGAAGUCGCACCACAGGUGGCCACUCAGAACGUGAACCCCACCCCGGGGGCCACCUCUUAAUCUCGACCCAAGUAGCUCUUUGGUUUUGUUUUUAAAUAGAUCUAUUUCCUUUUUCAUCAUUUCAAUUAAAGACUAUAAACGACCACAAAAAUCUCAUUGUGUCUACACAUCUGGUGACCUUAGGUCGAUUUGUGAGUGGAUGCAAUUAAUAAAAUAAAAUCCAUUGCCUUUUUUUCCUGUUACAUUAACUGAAGAUGCACCUAAUCUUGAGGCAGCUUCUGAGUUGAGAAUUAUAUUGUUAUCCAAUACUGUUGAUUCAUUUUGAAUCUUUAGACACUUAUCUCUUGCCGCAUAGGCUCUUUUUAAAGGUGCUUUCCCGUAGCACAGACAUACCCGUCGUGGUGUCAGAUAGCACUUGGUGUCUGUUCAGUUUGUGCGUAUUUAUCAUUAUCGGUCUGGUCUUUUGUAAGUGUCUUGGAUGGUAUUCUGGAAAGAUGGAAUUGGUCAGUGACACAGUGCUAUCCCAAGAGCGAGAGGGUUGCAUGGUUCCUUCCAGUCCUUGCUUUGUAAAGCCCAGCGUUCUCAUUCAAGAGCGUCUCUUUUGACCCAGGACAUUUUCCCUGUAGUGUAUUCAGUUCAACAAGGCAAGUGCUUAACUCUGCAUGGAAAGCACUUUGGGGACAAAAAAAGAAAUUAACUUUUUUUGUAGCUUUCCUAAUAUUUACAGUAAUACCAUUAACUGUUUUCUUUACGGACAGCAAGCAAGGAUCCUUUUUGCAAUGUAAUUAGAUGUUCUCUAGUGCAACAAGGAAUUGGCCUUCCGGAAGGGCGUUCAUGUAUAAUACUCAUUUACAACUCAAUCUAUAAUUAACUACACAAAUAAUUUUGAAAUAUAAUCAAUAAUAAAGACUGUUCUCUGGAUGGUAGUGGUUACUACAUUUUAUAUUUUGUAUAGUGAUUUCAGGCUUUUUGUUUUCCUAAACUCAGCAGUUCUUUAGCCGAAAUCUUAGCAUUAUUUUGUCCUUGGCGCCAGUACUUUUUUGUGCACGCUUUUUGUGAUUUGUGUUAAAAAAUCUGCAUUGCCAACGUCGCAGCUCGAACUGAAACUUGUUAUUCAAAUAAAUAUUUAAUUUUUUUUUAUUGCUCUUGUAUAAUCAGAUGCCCCCUUUAGUAUCAUUUUAGAAGCAUUGGGAGGGUUUUGGCUAAAAGUACAAUUUAUUGGGGAAAACUAGAUUUUAGUUUUAUAAACUUUUAAGUCUUUCAUGGGGCCUAUAUUUUCUUGAAUUAAAUUUUGUAGUGCUAGAACAAAUAGGCGAUCUAAAAAGGUGUUUAUCUGUGUUACUUAAAAACAGAGGCUUCCUUCUAUUUUAACCCACUAAACCAUAAGGACGGAUCGCGGUCACUAAGCACCAGCGCGCUGACUCUUCGAGUGUCCACCUGAGAGAGAAAGCAGCCGGCCCUGCAAGUCUCUGAUGCUUAAGGGCACUGUACCAAAGCCCUGGCGACAGAUCCUCUUCUUACCAAAGGAAGCCACCCACCCCCCCCCCCCCCCCCCGGAAAGGACGGCCCCGAAGAGGCUUUCCUUUGGAUGCGCCCGCCCUCCACCAGAAGCCAGAGGGCAGCCUUUUCCCAAGUGUAGCUGGAACUCAAGCCAUAAGUACGGUGUGCGGGACCUGAAAGGCUGCUUCGGAACUGACAUUUGUUGGACGUUUUCUAGGGAUUUAUACAGAUGUUGGUCCUCAAAAGCUACAGACCAGUGGUCUACAAAAUAAAAUGUGUUGGAAACCUCUGAGUAAGGUGAACGUACUGUUGGGCUUAUUAUUUUUGGGGAGGGGAUUCACUAGUGAUGACUAACUCCGAAUUCUUUUUAAUGUUGAUCAUGCCUUGAAUGCUGGUGAUUUCCUCGGUGGCAGGCAUGCUGAGAGGAAGCGAGCUAAGCAGAUUAUGCACCCGAGGAAACCAUCUUCGGGAAGAUUCGUAUUAAUAAAAUGGUGGGUACCUAGAGGUCUGGGUAAUUCAUGUGAUCCCGAGGGGAAAGGACGGGUCUUUAAAGCAUGGUUUCCCAGAGAGCAUUCCAGAUCACCUGCAGUAGGAUCACCUGGGGGGUGCUUGUCACAGGCACAUUCUCGGGUCCCGCCACAGACCCACGGAGUCCA